Molecule: messenger RNA, 819 nt
Organism: Symbiodinium pilosum
Lineage: Eukaryota; Dinophyceae; Suessiales; Symbiodiniaceae
Source: the annotation of a GenBank genome assembly
AUGGAGCAGAUGGGCCAGUGGGGAAGAGACAUGAUUAGGCACUGGGAGAAUCCCAGCCAGUCCUCGGAGCUCCAACUGUCCACAGGCGCAGUGGCCAACUCCACCGUGCAGGCAGACCUGGCGAAGGUGAAUUCGAGUUGCGUUGCUGCAGAUCCACUGCGACGACAGCAGCUGCAAGGAAAGAUCUUGGCAACUUGUACGGACCUAUGCCAUGGUCCAACUUGCGCAGAGUGUGCGCAAACUUUCGGGGCGCGAGGACCCACCAGCUGGUCACUCCUGAUGAAGCAGGUGGAGCUGCUUGGCCACACUUUCCGGAGUUCCGUCCAGGAAGCCCGUGAGAAGGGCUUGGACAAGCAGGAGAAGCAGCUCUCGAUUUUCUGUUUCGCCUGGACUCCGCGCCGGGAUUACGAUGAGAAGAUGUUGGUUGAGACCAGAAAACAGUAUCAGAAGUGUGACGGGCACAUCUUCUACACAGAUCAUGCUGCUCCGGGAAAGCAGAAGGAGGCUGACUUCAUGAGGGUCGUGGUGCCUCCGCAGAGCGUGGACCGCGAUGACGACAACUGGCUCUAUCACAGGAACAUGGUUGGUCUCAUGCCGUCGUGGAACCAUCUCAUUCACUCGAAUUUCGUGCACCAGCAUGACUGGUUCAUCAACUCGGAGCUGGAUCACUUUCUUAGCCCGGCCCGGGCAAGGGAAACCAUUGCGGAGUACUUGCGUGGACUCCGCGGGGGCUCUGAGAAGGAACAGGCCAGCCUCGACGGGCCCAUCAUGCUGAUGUGGGGCAACGCUUUCGUUUUCAAUCGAAAGUUCCUGCUGGCC